AACUUAAACCAUGUUGGUUUCGAUUCAUCCUUCUUAAAGCUGCGUUUGCAACAACUACAAGACUCUGCGAACACCAAUACCUCGAUCCUUCUACAACUUCCAGUAUUCCCAACCAAACAAUUACAAACACAAACCUGCCAAAUGAUACUUGCUUUGCACUUACUCAACUUACAAACAUCUCGCAAUGGGGACAACUGGCCUCUCCCAAAAAACUUCACUGGCACCCCAAUAAAUCAGAUAAUCAUAAACCACCCCAAAGCCUCAUACCUUAA
Molecule: messenger RNA, 272 nt
Organism: Ambispora leptoticha
Lineage: Eukaryota; Fungi; Glomeromycota; Glomeromycetes; Archaeosporales; Ambisporaceae
Source: the annotation of a GenBank genome assembly